This is a messenger RNA of Theileria orientalis strain Shintoku, 1194 nucleotides long. RefSeq lists its product as hypothetical. Bases 1 to 1194 code for a protein of 397 amino acids. The transcript is spliced from 2 exons. NCBI's taxonomy places the organism in Eukaryota, Apicomplexa, Aconoidasida, Piroplasmida, Theileriidae. The record is from RefSeq and is a predicted model, not a curated record.
AUGGAUUCUAUAAGGUCUAAAAGGGUUAACAAAAAGCCCUGGAUUAUCGGAGGAUGCGUAACUGCUGCCAUAGUCAUUUUAAUAAUUAUACUCUGUGUCACGCUCGGGUCAAGUGCUGAGAGCGGUACCUCAGUUGCUGUCAAGGAUGUGUACGAAGCCUUUGGAUACAUAGAUAACACCAUCGCCGCUGCUUACAAGGAUGAAGAGGCAAUCAGGGUUCCACUCCUGACCGACUUGAGAAAGUUGUCUGAGAAAGUUCGCGUGGCAGGAGUCAUGUACAUGACAAAGUUGGAGGCUGAAAAGAACGGACAGCAUUAUGACAUUGCUAUAAUCGAGAGUCAGUUGACUAACGGAAAGUUCGUUGAGAAGGAUGGCAAGUUUGAAAUGGUACUUGAGGAUAAGACAAAAGAAGCCGAAAAGGCAGCGAGUGAUGCCAAAGCUAAAAAGGAUCUAGCAGAUGCCGCUCAGAAGAAAGCCGAGGAACACAAAAGAAGUGUAGCCUUAAAGAGGUUUGAAUCAUUGCCUGAACAGACGCCGGCCUCAAGCAGAGAUACUGUGCAUCUCGAGCCGCGCCCUAGAUCAGCGCCGCCUACCAUGGAUAUCAAAACUGAGGCAGAAAAAUUGGCCGAGAGUCAUGUCGAGGUUUCACCGCGCCCUAAGUCAACACCGCCAUUUGCAAAAGACGGGCCGCAAAAGAAAGUCCCUGCUGAGACCCUGGCACCGCUAGUUUUAAAAAAGGCAGAGCCAGAAAAGGUCCCUGGCAGUGAGUCAACACCUGCAGCUUCGGACAAGGCAGAACCAUCAUCUAAGUGCGAAACAGAGGCUGAGACAAAGAAAGUUGACACGGUCACUCCUGAGGUCAAGGUUGCAGAAGAAGCCCAUGGUACUGUUCCAGUUGUUCCAAGUGCUCCACCUGCUUCACCCGCUGUCGCACCUAAGGAUCACGGUUCAUCUGAGACCCAGGCUCCCACCGAGCCUAAGACUACUGAAGCCACCCACUUAUUAAUUGUUUCGAUAAUCGUUAUUGUGGUCGUUUGGAGGCUAUUGGAUCGCAUUUUAAAUGAGAAAAUGAUACCUUUGGUCAAUUUUUCCGGUAACUUAUUUAUGUUAUCGUCACUUGGCCUUCAACUUGUUAUGGAAACCACGUACAUUACCAACAAUCGGCUCAGAAAACUGGCAACCUACAAGGGUUAA